AUGGGUAUUAAAAAUUUGUCAAAAGCUAUUCAAGAGUUUGCUCCAAGUAGUGUUAAAUCAUUAGAAUUCAAAAACUACUUUGGUCGUGUGAUUGCUAUUGAUGCUUCAAUGUGCAUAUAUCAAUUUUUAAUUGCUAUUAGACAAGAAGGUUUAACGCUUCAAUCAGAAGACGGUCAAACGACAAGUCAUUUAAAUGGUUUUUUCUAUCGAACAAUUCGAAUGAUGGAAGCUGGUAUUAAACCAGUAUAUGUUUUUGAUGGUAAGCCUCCAGAUUUGAAAUCACAUGAAUUGGAUAAAAGAACUGAGAGAAGAGCUGAUGCUGAAGCUUCAUUAAAAGAAGCUAUAUCAAAAGGAGAUACUGCUGGUAUUGAGAAAUUUGAAAGAAGACUUGUUAGAGUUACAAAAGAACAAAACGAUGAUUGUAAAAGAUUGUUGUCACUUAUGGGUGUUCCAUAUGUUGAUGCACCGUGUGAAGCUGAAGCUCAAUGCGCAGAAUUGUGUAAAAAGGGGAAAGUUUUUGCUACAGCAACAGAAGAUAUGGAUGCAUUAACUUUUGGAAGUAAUAUACUACUUCGUCAUUUAUUGGCGCCUGAAAAGAUGGGUUUUACCAUGGAACAAUUUAUUGACUACUGUAUUAUUCUCGGUUGUGACUAUACUCCAUCAAUUCAUGGAAUAGGUCCUAAAAAAGCAUAUGAUUUAUUAAAAAUUCAUAAAAAUAUUGAAACUAUAAUUGAAAAUAUUGACUCAGAAAGAUACAAAAUUCCUGAAGACUGGAACUUUAAAGUUGCACGGGGGCUUUUUGUUUCUCCAGAGGUGACAGAUGGAACUGAAUUUGAUUUUAAAUGGACCUCACCAGAUGUAGAAGGAAUUAUUUCGUUUAUGAGUGGUGAAAAAAAUUUUAAUGAACAAAGAAUUCGUUCAAGUUUAGAGAGGUUAAAAAAAGCUAAACAGAACAGUAGUCAAGUUAGAAUUGAUAGUUUUUUCAAAGUCACCAGUAUUGUUACAACAGAACCUUCUGCUAAAAAAAGAAAACUUGAGGAAGAAAAAGCAUUGAAAGGAAAUGCUAAAAAAGCUAAAGUAACUACAAAAAAGAAAAAAUAA
Strongyloides ratti is the source of this 1101-nucleotide messenger RNA. Its product is annotated as Flap endonuclease 1. Gene Ontology annotation, molecular function: DNA binding; 5'-flap endonuclease activity; 5'-3' exonuclease activity. Gene Ontology annotation, cellular component: nucleus. The transcript is spliced from 3 exons. The coding region runs from base 1 to 1101 and encodes 366 amino acids. Lineage: Eukaryota; Metazoa; Nematoda; Chromadorea; Rhabditida; Strongyloididae. The record is from RefSeq and is a predicted model, not a curated record.